Molecule: messenger RNA, 495 nt
Organism: Lachancea mirantina
Lineage: Eukaryota; Fungi; Ascomycota; Saccharomycetes; Saccharomycetales; Saccharomycetaceae
Source: the annotation of a GenBank genome assembly
AUGUCUAACAUUCUACACAAAGUAUCUGAGAAGCUUUCUGGUCACGACCACGACAAACAGGAGGAGACCGACGAGUACGGUAACCCUCUUACAGGCCAACAACAGGAGUAUGGGCGCGAAUUUAAGGGCGGAUCCGGUCGCGAGUAUUACACACGUGACCAGGAAUCCAGCGACCAAACGCUACCCUCGCAGCACCAAGCAAUGGGAGGCAGAGACGUACAUUCGCACGGCCAGCAGAGCUGGAAGGGAGGCCAGCAGCAGCAGCGUCACGACAUGGAACAGGAAGGCGGAAACUUUGACAUGUUCGAGCAAGGCGAAGGUGUGGGUGCCGGCAAGGUCGGCAGUCGCACGCGCGGCUCAAUGGGCCAGGGCCAGGGCCAGGGCCAGGGACAGAGGCAGCAGCAGCAGCGGUCUGGUGAUUGGGGCGACGACGACGAUUUCUCCAAGAACCGCGACGAAGACUACGCUGAUGAGUUUCAGAAGCGCUACUGGUGA